AUAACACAAACUUUCUUAAAAGAAAUUCAAUAGCAACACGCAUGGCUUCUCUAGCACGGCUGAACGGUAAACUUUCUUUCGGGAUAGGAUUCGUGUUCUACACUUCUAGUACACAAGCAAGAACGAAAAUAAAUGCGGAUAAGUAAAUACGUAUAUAGUACGUAGCUGGACGUUAAAAGGAGAUGGCAAUUGCGACUGCAUUUUGGUCAUGCCAGUCAUUCCGCCCUACACUGCCCCAAGCCCCCCAAACGAAAAUGCCAAAAAUCGAAGUUUUUGGAAUCUUCAGAAUCGGUCUGCCAGAGCGGAAAUUCCGAACGCGACGAAAUUCCGAGCGCGACGAUAAUUACCAGCCAAUGGCAGCAUUCUCGGGGUGGGCAUGAAUUUUAAUUUCGGCCGUCAUUUUCAUUUUCGACUGGCAUGUUCAUCCCGCCCAAGAAGAUCGCACUGGGCACAUUGUUCAUCCUUGGCCUGUAUACAAGCUGAGCUGCAGUUAAUAACAUAUGUUUCCGGUUUUCAUAACGUUGCAUUAUCUUGCAUGGUAUACCGUGAGAACUUCCGGAGAAAAUGGAGAAUCCCACGAAUGAAAAGCCGAAAGUGUAUCAGACAUUGAAAUGUCCGAAUUGCCAGCUUAGUUACUCUUACUGCAAGGGAUUAGCAGGAAGCCAGUUUCCUUUGAUUUUGAAAUGCGGUCAUUCUGUGUGUUUUCAUUGUAUUGUACAGAAGAUCACCCAAGUAACUGAUCUGUUUUAUGACCAGCUGUUCGACAACAUACUGAACACGAAUGGCACUGAAAGGAAUGGUGCGGCGGUGGGACAUUCUCGAUGCGCGGUUUGCCCAGCGAAAGUGCUGGACAAGCUGACGAUUACCGAAUUAAAAAGGCACGGGAGGAAAUCGUUUCAGGCUGAAGAUGUGCUGCGCAUUUUUCCGUUAGAUCUCUUUACGCUUGGAUGGCUGGGUGUGGAAGAUAAUUUUCCGCGGGAUCUGCUGCCUCAGUGGGGAAAUGUGGAGGCUUAUGACAUGAUUAAGGAACCGACCGAUCAGCCUAAUGAUGGUUACGCUAUAACUACCGGAAAAGCCGGAAAACAAUAUAAAAUGUCCAUUCUCUGUGGACGAUGCGAAAACCGAGAACCGGCUGCGUGUUUGUACUGCGAAACAACGGCGACAUAUCUCUGUGUGCACUGUCAGAAUGACAGUCUCGACGCGAAAGAGGCGCACGAACACCUGUAUUUAUCGCAUGAUGGACAGGUGCUCAACGAGAGGGUCAUGUGCGGAACACACGGAAAGCCAGAAAUGCUUGCUAAUGUGCAGAGCGGUGAAGCGUUCUGUUUGGAUUGCAGUGGCAAUAAGCUGGAGGACGUCCGAAUGUUGAACUGGAAAGCUUUAUCUCGCGUCCAGCCCGCUACGAAACUUGCCAAAAGCGUGGAUAAAGCUACAAAAGACUGUGGGCGAGCAACUGGGAUGCUGAUGGAAGAGUUACUGAAGAACGGGCAAAGUAAAUGUGACGUUUACAUCAGCUUCAUGCAGAAGUUAGCGACUAGUUUUCAGAAUCUUUGCCACAAGCAUUUAACGAAGUUGAACGAUAUGGAUGGGCGGCGACUGGGAUUUCUCUGCCAAAUGGAAUCGCCAAUGGAACAACAGAUUCGCCGAUUGGAGUAUUUGUCGAAAAAGGUCGAGUUUGUGAUGAGAGAGGGAAAAUCGGUGCGGAACACCGAUCUGGAUGAAGAAAUGGAGAGUAUUGUUGAAGAAAUCGUUCAGUUUGAAUUGUUCAACGAAGAUUGCAUCAGGGAUGGGCGGAUUGCCUGGGAGAAAUGUGAAGUGAAGCUCAACGAAGAAAUGUCUCCCGUUCUCCGCCGGGUGUUGGACGAACUAACAAAGAACACGGAUUUUUCCCGUGACACUUUGGAAAAACUGCAGAUGGAAGCAGUUGCUGAUCUGUUGGAAUUUGGAGAGAUACAGGAUGCGCACUGAGCCCCUAUCAGAGUGUUCCAGAGCGAUUAACGCAACCAAGCCCGUCCGAAUACGUCAGUCUGAAUGGAUUUUCGUAAAUGUCACUAAAGGGCGCGGGUCACUUAAUUUUUGUACAGCAGAUCAGGAGCAUUACGUUUUCAAGGACCAAGAAUUAGAAUCUUUUAGUGUUUUCAUUGAUAGUAGAUAGUUUUGCGGAAUGCCUUCAGAUCUUACCUUUUGUGAUUUUUUAAUCAGUUCAUGGUGCUUCUAUUAGUUCUUCGCUUUGAUUUGAUUUCUUUAUGUUGGUGGAGGAGCUCGGUAUCUACGGUUCCUUCACUCUGCUUUGGUUUACGCGUAAAUUCUGAUUUGGUUAUUAAGAGCUUCUGAUGUUCAGUGUGAAUCGUUUUUACCCGAAAUAUGUUCAUAAAAGUUUCCAGUGAAAUGCUAACGUGUC
Paramacrobiotus metropolitanus is the source of this 2401-nucleotide messenger RNA. RefSeq lists its product as uncharacterized. The transcript has 2 exons. Lineage: Eukaryota; Metazoa; Tardigrada; Eutardigrada; Parachela; Macrobiotidae. The record is from RefSeq and is a predicted model, not a curated record. Bases 565 to 1968 code for a protein of 467 amino acids.